Mercenaria mercenaria is the source of this 4547-nucleotide messenger RNA. RefSeq lists its product as uncharacterized. The record is from RefSeq and is a predicted model, not a curated record. The transcript is spliced from 5 exons. Lineage: Eukaryota; Metazoa; Mollusca; Bivalvia; Venerida; Veneridae. The coding region runs from base 215 to 862 and encodes 215 amino acids.
UUCAACCUUACAAACGGUGUUAACUUUGUGAAUUGAAGCGUAAUUAACUAAUUUCUUAAUGUUAGGAAUAAGCAUUUAAGUUGCAGCAAAUUUAGCGAACAUGGGAAUAAAAUGCAAGUGAUAUCUUUGGAUGAUUUCUUAAAGAUGUUAGUAUAACAAAAUAAAUUCAAAUCGACGAAGAGGUAUAAUUAAGCGCUGUCAAGGUGGAAUUGGAAUGCAGUCAACAGAAUUACAAAAGAAAGAAGUUGAUAUUCUGAGACCCGUGUGGAUAAUUGGUAUUGGUAUAUUUUCCAUCUUGUUGUUCAAAAACAGAAGACUUAUAUUGAAGCACAUUAUGCAUUUCUUGCAAAAACUUGGGAUAGCGACUGACCAAUCAGCGGUUCUGGACGUGUUCUGGUAUGACACCGAAAACUUCGACAUAAAUGUCAAUUUUCAUAAAGAAGUCCAAAAAAAAUUGAAAAGCCAUAUGUACAACUUUAUCAAAGUGACUGGCACUGAAGAGAGAAUAGAAGGGAAAUGCAUCAAUGAAUGUAGUAGUAUUCCAAUUAUUGCAGUAUGCCGAAGAUCGACAUACCGUUUGAAAAGCAUUAUUGAUGCGUGCCUGCAGGGAUUAGAAGAGAAAGACUAUGUUCGCACACUUUUGAUUUUUUUGCACCCAAAAGGAUCUGAAGAUUUACUGAUGGUUUCAACGAAACAGAAAGUAGAACUUUCCCAUGAAUACUCGGGAUUAAAGAUUGUUGACAUCAUUUUUGGAAAAGGAAUAUUCUAUGGCUACAAUAUCAAAUCAUGCCAUGGGCAUGACUUUUGGAAGGAGAUGAAAGAGUUUCUCGGACAUUGGAGCGGGAAAAAAGAAAGUGCUUAAAAUUACUUUUACAAUCAAUGUUUAUACAUACCGGUAACGUUACAGAGUGCGGCCAAUUUUCAUUUGUUAUAAAGACGAUUUUAGCAACAAUUGAAAAACGGCUCACUGUAGUAUAUUUUUGUAACCUUUGUCGAUAAACAUAUACCUAGCACCUUAAAUUUUAAGGAAGCUGUGUUUGAAAUCUGUAAAUGUUUGAAUAUAUUAAACAUAAAGUAAAAGAAGAUCACGUCUCUGUGAAGUUAGCAGAAUAGCAGAAUAACCUCAACAAAAUAGCAGCAUAACCUGUUUUUCAUAUUACCUCGCAUCUGUAUCUGUUGCGUAAGUUAUAAGAAUAGCUGAAUAACACCAGCAGAAUAGCAGAAAAGGUUCAGCAGAAAAGCAGACUAAAUCCAGCAGAAUAGCAGAAUAACUCUAGCAGAAAUGCAGAAUAGCAGAACAACUCCAGCAGAAUAUCAGAUUUACUCCUGCAGAAUAGCAGAAUAAUUCCAUCGGAAUAGCAGAAUAACAGAAUAACUCCAGCAGAAAAGCGGAAUAACUCCAGCAGAAUAACAGAAUAACUCCAGCAGAAUAGCAGAACAAGUCCAGCAGAAUAGCAAAUAACAACCUAGCUCCAGCAGAAUAGCAAAAUUACUCCAGCAGAGAAGCAGAAUACCUCCAGCAGAAAACCAGAAUAACACCAGCAGAAUAGCAGAAUAGUAGAAUAACUCCAAUAACAGCAUAGUGCAAAAUAACUCCAGAAGAAUAUCAGAAUUACUCUAGCAGGAAAGCAGAAUAGCAAAAGCAGAAUAACUAAAGCAGAAGAACUCCAGCAGAAUAGCAAAAUUACUCUAGCAGAAUAGUAGUUAAACUCCAGCAAAAUAGCAGAAUGGCAGAAUAACUACAGCAGACUAGCAGAAUUGCUCCAGCAGAAUAGCAGAAUAACUCCAGUAGAAUAGCAGAAUAACUAGAGAAGAAUAGCAGAAUAACUUUAGCAGAAUAGCAGAAUUAUUAUUAUAUUCUUAUCAUACUAGAUCUAUACAGCUCUCUUUUCAUUUUUGACACGGUCACAGGCGCAGGCACAUGGGCGCGAAAUUUAUUCUCUACUUGUACACAGAGCGAUCUGACCUGAGGGACAGAGUGAGAACCCCCAGAACAAGUAGACAGAAAUAUUUUUUCUUUUCUUUUCAUAGCAGAAUAUCUCCGGCAGAAUAGUAGAAUAACACCAGCAGAAUCGCAGAAUAGCCGAACAACUUCAACAAAAUAGCAGAAUAGCAGAACAACUCCAGGAGAAUAGUAGAAAAUCAUUAAAAAAGAAAAACAUGCUAUUAUUUUUAUUUUAUCUGGCUUGUGUAAGACAAUUGAAAUUAGCCUAAGACUACUUUUGCGGUAAAUAUGUUACCAUUAUAAGUUGUUAGAACACAUUUUAAUCUGUUCAAAUAACAACUUUAUACAUCAUACAUCUCGCAUAAUCUUGCUCAUAGUUAAUAUCAGCCUAAGAUUUUCUUUUGCAACACACAAGUUACCAUUAUUGCUUUAUUGACUGUUACUAAACCAUUUAAGUAUGUUGAAGGAACGCCUUCAGUACAAAAGCAGAAUAACUUCAGCAGAAUAUCAGAACAACUCAAAUAAAAUAGCAUAACGUCUGUUUCAUUGGUAUACCUUUCACCCAAACAGAAUGGAUUAUUUUCCACCUCGGCCGCUGAUGGCAAAACUUGUUUUUACCUUACAGCGACGGGUGCCGGCCCGUAGAAUGUACCGAUAUGGAUGUUCAAAAGAGAAAAAUGUUUAAAAACUUUUGAAAAGCAUUUUGUUGUCAAAAAAGCAUUUCAAUAACUGGUAUAUAAAACUAUGAGCAUUUAUAUUUUGAUAUAGUUUCCGGGUAAAACAUAUAAUAAUCCUAUAAAAAAUUCUUAAAAUGUUUAUUUGAAAAUGACCUGUAAGUUCCAAUAAUGGGGACAAAAAAAUGGCCUUACCGAAAAAGCAUCAUGGACUAUAUAUAUCUAAAAUUAGAUAAUUAUAUACUAAAAUUUGAAAACUCUUAGAAAAGAAAAUAUCUUUGUGGCGGUGAUAUAUAUAUAUAUGAAGGAGAACGUUGUAUUCAUCAUACAGUAUUGUCAUAAAACGCCAUUCAAAUCACAAAACUUUUAAGGACUCUCUAAGUAGUGAACUUCUGUUGUUAUUGUUUUUUUAAAAAAUAAAUUCCUGUUGCAAAAAUAGUCUUAGGCGGUAUUGUUAAUUGUCAUGCAGAUGGCAGAUGCGAGUUUAAAUUAAAAUCAUUAAGCCUUUUUGUCUUUUUUUUAUAUUGUUCUGCUAUUCUGCUGGAUUUAUUCUGCUAUUCUGUUAUUCUGCUAUUCUGCUGGAGUUAUUCUGUUUUUUUUUUGCUGUUCUAUUCUGCUGGAGGUGUUCUGCUAUUUUGCUAUUCUAUUCUGCUGGAGGUAUUCUGCUAUUCUUGCUAAAGUCAGUUAUGCGAGGUAAUAUGCGAGACGUAUAAUGUAUAAAAUCGGUCUUAAGAUUGUUCUUUUAACUGUCAAAAAUAGUUUUCUAACAAGUUAUUAUGGUAACAUCUUUACAGCAAAAAUAGUCUUAGGCUAAUUUUAAUUAGCAUACAAAUGCGAAGUAACAUGAAAAAAGUUAUUUUGCUAUUCUGCUGGAGUUAUUUUGCUAUGCGGCUGGACUUUUUCCGUUAUUCUGUUUUUCUGCUGGAGUUAUCCUUCUAUUUUGCUAUUUUGCUGGAGUUAUUCCGCUAUUCUGCUGGACAUAUACUACUAUUUUGCAAUUCUGCUGGAGUUAUUCUGCUAUUCUUGCUAAUGUUAAUUGUGCGAGGUAAUAUGCGAGACAAAAAUAGUUUUCUAACAAAUUAUAAUGGUAACAUGUUUGCAGUAAAAAUAGUCUAAGGCUAAUUUUAAUUGUCAGUCAUACAGAAUCGAGGUAAAAUCAAAAAAAAAAAAAAAAAAAAAAAAAAAAAAAAAAAAAAAAAAGAUUAGUCUGCCUGAGUUAUUCUGCUAUUCUGCUAGAGAUAUUCUGUUAUUCUGCUGUUCUGCCGGACUUAUUCUGCUAUUCUGCUUGAGUUAUUCUGCUGUUCUACUGGAGUUAUUUUGCUAUUCUGCUAGAGUUAUUCUGCUAUUCUGCUGGAGUUGUUCUGCUAUUCUGCUUUUCUGUUGGAGUUAUUCUGCUGUUUUGCUGAAGUUAUUCUGCUGGAAUUAUUCUGCUAUUCCGCUGGAGUUAUUCUGCUAUUCUGCUAACUUCACAGAGAAGAUCAGUGUCUAUUAAUCUACUUUGGUCUUAUUCGAUGUCUGGUCUAUAGCUACAACUAAUUGAAAUAAAAUGUUAUCUAUCUAUAUAAUUCAAACAUGAAUGAUCGAUUAACUGCUUAAACUAUAUUUGGGAAAUGUAAGAAUUUUAAGGAAAUUUAGAAAAUAUGAAGAUUUAGUAGGACUUGUAAGUUGCCGAUAGCAUUUUUCACAGUAUUCGAAUCCAUAGUUACAGGUGGCGUAUAACAAUGUCUCCGUCCUUCCAUACUAUUCAACAUAUUUACAUCUUGGCUCACCCGAGCAUGGACAAAAUCAGAUUUGUAAAAAAAACAUGACCGCAUGGGUUUUUUGUCACUUUUGAUAUACAUGUAUGCAUAUAGUGAAACGUAAAAAUGGUAUUGUCAGAAACUACAUGCCUAUUUUGAAAUACUCCAAAUAAAUGUUUCUUGAGUGAA